AUGUUCGCCAUUUUGUUCGCCAUCUGUAGUUUGCCACUCUGGGCAACAGCGUUAAAUAGCACCGUAAAAUCGGUUCCCAACUUUGCUCCAAGGUGCGAUCCGCUGGACCAGUGCGAUCCGUAUUUUUCCGUGGCUAAUUUUGCCAAGGUCUCCUGGAUUGAGGCUAACCAUAUAUGCAAUAGAGUCGGUGCCGUCUUGGCAACUGUCAGAAAUGAGGAAAACCAUCAGCUAAUCCUAGACUACGUUAAUUCGAAUGAAAGGGUCUUUGGAAACAAGACAUUUUGGCUGGGUGCCACAAAUCUAGUGGAGCGCGCCUAUAUCUGGACUUGGUUGAGCACUGGAAUUCCCGUAACCUACGCACAGUGGGCCAAACACGAACCGAAGUCCGACUUAGAUGGCUCAGACGCCUGCCUGUUCCUAGGAUUGGACAAUUUUUGGCACAGUGCCUCCUGCGGUGCAAAGCACUAUUUCAUCUGCGAAAAUAUUUGCCAGCUAAGUUACACAUCGUUAGACCAGAAAAUAUACUUAUAAAAUUGUAUCUCGAAAGCACCGAUUUUGAGGUUUAAAAAAUGAUUUAAAAAUGUUAAUGUUUAGCUAAAACCCGUAAAGCAACAACCAUUUUGUAAAGCUUGUCGAGCCCAUUGCGAAUUCAGAAAAAUUAAAAAAUAACAAUCUACUACCACAACGACAUUACACAAUCAAGUACAAUAAACUGAAUAAUUUAUCAAAAAUA
Molecule: messenger RNA, 733 nt
Organism: Drosophila ficusphila
Lineage: Eukaryota; Metazoa; Arthropoda; Insecta; Diptera; Drosophilidae
Product: macrophage mannose receptor 1
Exons: 3
Coding region: 1-531 (176 amino acids)
Source: RefSeq, a predicted model, not a curated record